Photinus pyralis (common eastern firefly) is the source of this 1470-nucleotide messenger RNA. RefSeq lists its product as uncharacterized. The record is from RefSeq and is a predicted model, not a curated record. The transcript has 4 exons. The coding region runs from base 1 to 1470 and encodes 489 amino acids. Lineage: Eukaryota; Metazoa; Arthropoda; Insecta; Coleoptera; Lampyridae.
AUGGUUUGGAUUUGUUUCCGAAGGGAGUGUUUCGCGUUAAUUAAUUUAUGUGCAGUGGCGAAAAUAUCAAAGGAGGUGGCUCUUUGUGAUGAUUAUAGUUUACCGGUAGAUCAUCUUAACAAAAGGAGGCCUAAUAGUAUUGCAGCUCCUAGUCUUUCAGAAUGGAACGUAUCCAGUCCAAAUGAAGAAAAAGUAAAGCUUAUAUGUGACGCAUUCAACCUGUUCGGCUUCCAUCAAUUCGACUCAAUCAACAACCGGGUGAAUGACAAUAUCCUUGAUCUAGUCUUUUCUAACUGUGAUACUUCCGUUUCUAACUGUGAUAUUAAUUUAGUUAACUGUGAUUCCUACCACCCAGCACUUAGUGUAGCGCUUCACACCCACCAAGGUUUCUUCAAGUGUGAUGACUCGAAUCAACAACCAGUCUACAAAUUCAAUUUCUCGAAGGCUCCUUAUGAUCAAAUCAAUGACUACAUUCGUUCCGUGGACUGGCAUUCACUAUUUUUCAAUGGAGAUUUGGAAUCAAAUGUUGAAAACUUUUACACAGUCAUCUACGACAUUUUAAAUGUAUGUGUUCCAAAAAUUAAAUGUUUUAAAUCAACGUACCCGCCAUGGUUUAGUAGUAAACUACAUAAGCUGAUUAGGGAUAAGAAGCUUGCCCACAAAACAUAUAAAGCAUCUAAGAGCAACAUCGAUUAUCAAGUUUUUACCGAGUUGCGAACUCAGUGUAAAUCCUUGACCACACAGUGCUAUGACACCUUUAUUAAAACCUGUGAAGAAAAUGUUACUUUAAAUCCGAAGUCGUUCUGGAAAUUUUAUCAUAAUAUGAACAAAACUUCUAUUAUCCCUCCUUUGAUGAUAAAAGAUGAUGAGUCCACAUCUGACCGUCGUGAAAUUGCCAAUCAUUUUGCCAAACACUUUUCUACAGCUUUCGUGGAGGGCCGCAUUCACGAAAAUUCGUUCUCCACGACCAGUGAAAUCGCGCUCGCUCAGUUCAAAAUAACGGCUGAGGAGGUUUUUGGCGGUCUAUCAGCUAUUGAUGAAUUUGGAAGCACAGGACCGGAUGAAAUUCCACCAAAAUUUCUCAAGAACUGUGCUCAAUCAAUAUUCCGACCAUUGUUCCUUUUAUUUUCAUCUUCGUUGGAGAAAAGUGUUUUUCCGAGUGCCUGGAAGAAUUUGAAAAUUACACCGAUUUUCAAGAAUGGAAUCAAGCCCGAUUACAAUAACUACAGACCAAUAUCCAUCCAGUCGGCUAUACCGAAACUUUUCGAAUCCAUAGUUGUCCGGCAGUUCACCCAGGCCUUCUCGCAAGUGUUAUCGGUUAAUCAACAUGGUUUUACAAAAGGAAGAUCCGUGGAAACAAACCUGUUUCUAUACUUGAACCGGAUUUUUGGUUCUCUUGAUCAAGGUAUUGAAGUGCACUCGAUCUACACAGAUUUUUCCAAAGCAUUUGACCGGGUAACCAAGCAGUGA